Messenger RNA from Chiloscyllium plagiosum (whitespotted bambooshark), 2406 nucleotides. The record is from RefSeq and is a predicted model, not a curated record. NCBI's taxonomy places the organism in Eukaryota, Metazoa, Chordata, Chondrichthyes, Orectolobiformes, Hemiscylliidae.
GUAGUCAUUCUGUCUGCACUUUCCCGUGCACGAUUGAUUUACGGUUUUUUUUUGCUUUCUUUAUCUGUUUUCAAUUUUAGGAAACGGGUUUGAAUAAAAACCUGCAACGUUUCCUGUUUUAGUCAUAUGGACUGUUCUUUUAUCUGGAAUAAAAGAAAAAGGAUUGAAAGUGUCCUGAAGCGCAUAUGAGCUUGGUGACUAACUGGGUGUGAAAUAGCGACUGGGCAUUAUAGCAGUCCGUAAAGGAAAGGAAAGGAUCGGAUUUCCAGAAAUAAUGGCUUUAACUGUGUUUGAAAAUGAUGAAUAUAAGCCUCCAGUUUGGAAAUCUUACUUGUAUCAGUUACAACAGGAAGCUCCUAAUCCAAGGAGGAUUACAUGCACAUGUGAGGUGGAGAGCAGACCCAAGUACUAUGGAAGAGAAGAUUAUAUACAGAAGAAGACCACACUGAUAGUCAAUCCCUACAAAUCAGAUAUGGAAACGAGAGUGCUAUGGGCGAUGGGGCCCCUUCGGUUUCAUGGAAUGAUUUCACGAGAAGCAGCAGAUCAGCUGCUGAGCCUAGCAGAAGGCAGUUAUAUUAUUCGGGAAAGUCAACGUCAGUCUGGUACCUAUACGCUGGCACUGCGGUUUGGAACUCAGACCAGAAAUUUUCGUCUUUACUAUGAUGGGAAACACUUUGUUGGAGAAAAACGUUUUGAAUCGAUCCAUGACCUGGUAACAGACGGAUUAAUUACAUUAUACAUUGAGACUAAGGCUGCAGAAUACAUUGCCAAGAUGACGAUUAAUCCAAUCUAUGAGCACAUAGGCUAUACAACUUUAAACCGAGAGCCUACCAACACAAAAUGUCUUCCAGCUGUGAGGGACAUACAAGCAGAGCCCCAAUGUGCUGAAGACAGUGCCACUCCAGAGGAGAGGUUGACUUCACUUGUUCGAAGAGCCACUCUGAAGGAAAAUGAAAGGAUUCCAAAAUAUGAAAAAGUACAUAAUUUUAAGGUUCAUACAUUCCGAGGGCCUCACUGGUGUGAGUACUGCGCCAAUUUUAUGUGGGGUCUGAUUGCUCAAGGCGUGAAAUGUGCAGAUUGUGGCUUGAAUGUUCAUAAGCAAUGUUCCAAGAUGGUGCCAAAUGAUUGCAAACCAGACCUGAAGCAUGUGAAAAAAGUCUAUAGCUGCGAUCUGACAACAUUAGUUAAAGCACAUAACACAAAAAGACCAAUGGUGGUGGAUAUGUGCAUUAGAGAAAUUGAAAACAGAGGUCUAAUGUCUGAAGGUUUGUACAGAGUAUCAGGGUUUAGUGAUCUAAUUGAAGAUGUCAAACUGGCAUUUGACAGAGAUGGUGAGAAAGCAGAUAUUUCGGUAAAUAUUUAUGAAGAUAUAAAUAUAAUCACAGGUGCACUUAAACUGUACUUCAGAGAUUUGCCCAUUCCACUUAUUACAUAUGAUGCCUACCCAAAAUUUAUUGAAGCUGCACAGAUUCCAGAACCUGAUGAGCGAUUGGAGUCAGUCCAUGAAGCACUAAAAAUGUUACCACCUGCACACUGUGAAACCCUGAGUUACCUUAUGGCUCAUUUAAAAAGAGUUACUCUACAUGAGAAGGACAAUCUAAUGAAUGCAGAGAAUCUAGGAAUUGUGUUUGGACCAACUCUAAUGCGAGCUCCAGAGCAGGAUCCCAUGGCUGCCUUGAAUGACAUACGUUAUCAAAGACUGUUGGUUGAGAUGCUCAUCCAAAAUGAAGAUAUUUUGUUUUGAAACUGUUAGGAGGGGAAUUUUUUAAAAUGGUAGGAAGAAUGAGUUAACUUAUUUUACCUGGGUAAUUGUUUCAGUGAGCAGGUUGAAAUGACAGCAAUUCUUUGUACUUUUUUAUUGUGUACUUAACUCAGACACAUCAUAAUGUAAUUUGGAGAACUAAAACUUUGAGGUUGGACUUGGGUACUUUCAUAUAAAUCAAAGCUGCUGCACGUACUUGUCAGAGAUCUUCAAUGAAAAUCAGAAAAUGUUGCUUUUUUAAUCAUAUAUUAAGUGGAAUUUGCCUCAUGUUUGUAAAAUUGUGAGCAUUUGUUGAAAUAUUUAACUACACUUGUAUUUUAACAAUUUAUGAUUCUGGACUAAGGAUAAAUCUACAAUACCAGAUGUCAGAAUAUAAUAUUGAUAUUGCAUUCAGUGACACAUUCCAGUGUUUAUUUCUGCAUUUUGAACUAUAAUAUUGUUUGUCAGAGUUGUGUAAAUUGUGCUUAUAGAUCUCUAUUUGAAACAAAAUGCUUUGUAUAAUAUUUCUGUACAAACUGCAUAAUCAGGAUCAGUUUCACUUGAAACACAAAACAAACACUGAUUUAUUUUUUAUGUAAUCUUUGGGUUUUUUCUUAAAUUUGGCAUGCAAACAUUAAUUUAUUAAAAUUUACAUCUACAAUGUA